Motacilla alba alba is the source of this 1716-nucleotide messenger RNA. It is a transcript of the gene COMMD1, whose product is annotated as copper metabolism domain containing 1. Bases 1106 to 1684 code for a protein of 192 amino acids. Lineage: Eukaryota; Metazoa; Chordata; Aves; Passeriformes; Motacillidae. Gene Ontology annotation, cellular component: endosome. The transcript is spliced from 3 exons. Gene Ontology annotation, biological process: negative regulation of sodium ion transmembrane transport; positive regulation of protein ubiquitination; regulation of proteasomal ubiquitin-dependent protein catabolic process. The record is from RefSeq and is a predicted model, not a curated record.
UUACAAGAACAAGUUUGUACCUCAGCCUAAGUCAGUAAACCAGCACUGCUCAUUAGGACUUAAUGACUCGCCUCAGGCUGCAGCAGAAGAAAGCAUGUCAUCGAGGGACAGUAUCUUCAGAAAUUCAAAGCGGAGAGAAAUUUUGCUUUAUAUUCCAUGGGUGAUACUGCUAAGCCACGAAGAGUUCCUACCCUGCUCUCUUUUCUUUUUAAAGAUGAACAGUGAUGAACUGUACUCAGGGUUUUUGAGAAAGAUCAGUGAUGCUGUGAGGAGUCUGUAUCCAAAUGGAGUUAAGUUUCUCAUUCUAUAAAUUUCUAGUGAUUGGAAGAAAUUCCUGUAUCUCCACAUUCUUUCAAGCUUCUAAAGAUGUUGUUUAAUCCCAAUACCACUGGCUGAAGAGGACAUUUAAAAUACUGUCCAAAUGAAUGGAGGCAGUGGAAGAAAUUUUAGAUGUGUUUGCUGUUAUUUCUUCUGUACUUCCAGCUUGAAGAUGUACUCUGUGCUCCCCCUCAUGCAAGGACAACUUGUUUUUUGCCUGUUCUCUACCUGCAAAACCGAAGAAAGAGCGAGGCAGAACAGGUCAAGUUGAUCGUAAACUCAUAUUUUCUCUUUGAGAGCAACAGUAUUUUUCUUUUGUGUCAUAAAAAAGUGCAACUAUGAAGGGUUUCAGUGACUGAAAUCAGGAGGUAAAUAAUACCACUGUAUUAUUGUUAUAUUAGCAAAGAAAAAUUUCUGUAGGAGAGCACACAGUCUCUUUUGUGGCAAUGUGUUUGUACAGACAAAGCAUUUUAAUGCUUUCUUUAUAUUGAAACUUGUGUGAAAUGGUGCACAGAGAAAACACUUGUUCUUUAUUAGUACCUUUGUUUUAACUGUCCCCGUCUUUAAUGGUCAGCCCCGCAUCUUUCAGCAAAGGCUAGAGGGCCUGUGGACGUUUCCUUAAAAUACAUGAGUAGUGGAGUAUUUUCCGUGAAAAACCCUGUUCAAAAAGCGGAGAUUAUUGUACCCACUCAGCUGAUUGCUGGGUUCUGGCAAUGGAAUUGGAGCUCGGCUGGGGAGCGUUUCUGGCCCCGCGCGGCCGCCGUACCGCGGUCGCGCCCUGCCCGCGAUGGCGGCGCCCGAGCCGCCGCCGCCCGAGGGUUCCAGGCCGCUGAGCGCGCUGCUGAGCGGCAUCGCCCAGGCCGCCUUCCACGGCACCGCCGGCAUCACCGAGGAGCUGCUGCGCGCCCAGCUCUACCCCGACGCUCCGCCCGAGGAGUUCCGCGCCCUGCGCGCCAAGAUGGGCGGCCUCCUGCAGUCAAUUGCUUCAGCAGACAUGGAUUUGAAUCAGCUGGAAGCUUUCCUCACUGCCCAAACCAAAAAACAAGGUGGCAUCACAUCAGAUCAGGCUGCAGUCAUUGCAAAAUUUUGGAAGAACCACCGGACUCAAAUCCACGAGAGCCUGAUCAAUCAGAGCCGCUGGGAUAAUGUCCUGAAAAACAUGAACUGGAGAGUGGACCUGAAGUCACAGUUGAGGCACAUUGAUCAGAUAAACACUCCUGUUGCAAUAGUUGAAAUGGAACUGGGAAAAAAUGGGCAGGAAUCGGAGUUUCUCUGCCUGGAGUUUGAUGAGGCCAAGGUGAGCCAGAUGCUGAAGAAACUGUCAGAAAUAGAGGAGAGUAUGACUUUGUUGACUCAGACUACUUAACCAAAUAAAGAGAUUGCAACUUACAAAAAAAA